Podarcis lilfordi (Lilford's wall lizard) is the source of this 381-nucleotide messenger RNA. The record is from the annotation of a GenBank genome assembly. NCBI's taxonomy places the organism in Eukaryota, Metazoa, Chordata, Lepidosauria, Squamata, Lacertidae.
AUGGUCCUCAAAAAUGCAAUACCAGGCCCCAAGCCUCUGAACCAGGAAAGAUGGAUUAAGAAUACCGUCCCCAUGACACAAUUCCUUCAAAAAUGCUGCUUUCUUGCUUUUGUACCAGGAAAGCAAAAGGUGGCUUCCAACAGAGAGAAUGUUGUGGUUAUUAAGGACAAAUUGUACAUGCUUUAUAUUAUUCCUUUCUUUCUAAAAGGUUCUGAGCAUAUUAGAGGCUGUUUGUGCCUUAGCAACUUUUCUAACACACAUUGCCCUCGAGGUGCUGAACAGUUAACAGAUGGAAACACUGAAAUGUUCUGCCCUCUAGAAACUGUGCAGGAGGUUAAGUGUAAGAGAUUAGUGGGGGGAGUGGCUCUUUAUUCCCAUUAA